Bicyclus anynana (squinting bush brown) is the source of this 2424-nucleotide messenger RNA. Its product is annotated as zinc finger protein 501. Gene Ontology annotation, cellular component: nucleus. Gene Ontology annotation, molecular function: zinc ion binding. The transcript is spliced from 6 exons. NCBI's taxonomy places the organism in Eukaryota, Metazoa, Arthropoda, Insecta, Lepidoptera, Nymphalidae. The record is from RefSeq and is a predicted model, not a curated record. The coding region runs from base 797 to 2065 and encodes 422 amino acids.
UAUAAUUUUUGUUCUUUCGUUUUGUUCUCGUUUCGUUGUUAUUGUUUAUUAUUGUUAUUUGUUGUUCGUUUACUGUUUUUAAUUUUAUUUAGUUUAGUACGAAAUUAAAUUAGCACUUUAAAUCUUAAUAUUUUACAAAUAGAGGCCUAAAUUGAAAAGUAGUGUCUUAACAAACUCAUCAAAUUCUACAUAAAAACGUAUAUCUAACAAUAACCCACACUACGAGAAAACGAGUAAAAACUACUUGUCAAGUUUUUAAUUUACGCCUAUAAUCGCGUACAUAAUUUUCAUAGUCAAGCUACAGUUUUCUAUUAGUAAUUGAGUUACAGAUAGAAGGACAGACGGACAUGGGUAUGGGUAUCUUCAAGUCAAGAGUGAAUAGGCAUCUUCUAGGCAAGCGCGUUCUAUCAAAGGCUGCCUCAUAGCUUACAAUCUAGCGUACAGCUAAGCGGUGCUUGCUUAUACAUAAUAAAAAAACAAAACUAUAAGGGUUCUUUAUUGACCACGGAACCCUAAAUAUAAGUGAAACAUUAUCUGUUCGAUAAAUAACAGUUUAUAGGAACAUAAAAUAUAAAAAAAAUGUCUAUCAAAGGAAGUUUUAUUUCAUGACAAUAUUCGUGAAUAAUGCUUUAGUAAAAUGUUGAGCACUCCUGAAUCAUAUGUUUUUGUUUAUUUACAUUGUUUAAAAUACCUACCCGAUCUGACUAUAAUUUUAAAGAAAAACCAAAGACUUUGUGUUAUAUAGCUCUUCAUGUUUAUCAGAAAAGUUUGACUUUGAUCUUUGAAAUUCAUUAUUAUGCCAGGUUCUAGUAAACUAUGUCGUGCUUGUCUAACAGCAACAGACAGUUUUCAAUAUAGUUUAUUUGAAAAUGUUUCGCCGGAUGUUUAUUGGUUUUGCACUAAUAUUGAGAUAGCUAAAGAAGAUGUUCUGCCAAAAGCAAUAUGUAACACAUGUUAUGAUCUUAUAACAAAGUUUUCAGAGUUCAAGAGGACUUGUCUACAAUCCCAGAACACUUUACUUGUAUAUUAUUCAGUUGCGCCAGAAAGUAAAAAGCUUGACUGGCUUAACAAUGACCCUAAAGUGGUAGAGACGCAAAACAAUGAUUUGAACGCACUUGUUGAAAACUAUGAAGAUGUUACAGUCAAAGUUGAACACUUUGGGACAAAUAAUGACGAUGAUUUUGACAAUACUGAGCUUCCUAAUUCAUCAGAAGUUACAGCAAAGGAAAAUAAAACACAUAAAAAAGUUAGAGUUAAAACAAGUAAGAGAAGGAAGCUGAGAAAAUGCGAAUUGUGUAGAAAAAGUUUUGAUUCUCGUGAAAAAUUUGAGCGUCACAAGUUGGCACAUCAAAAAACGAAAUCUCUAAAAUGCACGCCAUGCAAAAAAACCUUUAUGACGUUGAGCGGUUUGAAGAAGCACCACCUCAGCUGGCACGAGCGCGUCAGGCUCAGCAGCGUCACGUGUCGCACGUGCGGCAAGAUAGUGAAGAGCCGCGAGACGCUGCGCGUUCACCAGAAGCUGCACGGCGAACGGAGCCUGUUCAUAUGCAACGUGUGCGGGAAGGGCUGCACCACUGGCGUCAUUCUAAAGGCGCAUCUAGAAACGCACAAAGAAAACAGAGAACGUCAAUUCACAUGCGAGCACUGCGGCAAAAAGUUCUACACAAACAAGAUACUGAUGUCACAUGUGCAAAAGUGUCACACGGACAAGAGAUACAUUUGCCAAGUGUGCAGCUACCCGUUCACGGACAAACACAACUUAGCCAAGCAUCUGUUGAAGCACGAGGGCAAAGGGAGAUUGUAUAAAUGUGAUAUUUGUAACAAGACGUUCACUGCCAGGUCAUCGUACGUGGAACAUCAGAGAGCUCAUUCUGGGGAACGUCCCUUCACGUGUACGUAUUGUUCGAAGAGCUUCAUUGCUAAGAGACGAUUGAUAGAACACAAUCGCACACACACCGGGGAAAAGCCGCAUAAGUGUUCAGUGUGUGAGCACAGUUUCACUCAACGGGGUACAUUGACUCGACAUAUGAAGGUUCAUGAUAGAGGUGUUCCUGUGAUAAAGUAGUUAUAGAAGACCUGUAUUAAUUGUAAGCCAUAGACAAACAAGUUACUGUCUGUACCAUUAAGGCAGUCACAAGCUAGACAAAUAUCUUAGCAUUCCAUGGAUUCACUGUACAGAUAUAGUCUAUCGCAUGGUUUGAAAUCUGUCAGCGAAUUUAAGAUAUUUAAUUUAUUAUUGUAAGAUAUUUAAUAGACAUUGAUUGUAGAUACUAUUAUAGGUUUUUUUUUUUAAAUUAAACAACAAACUUUCAAAAAUAUUUUAUUAGUUUCAUUAAAAAAUCAACAUUCAUGGAAUUUUGUAGAGAAUUUAUGAAUAUCAUACGAAUAUUUUUUUUUUAAAUAUACCACAGAAUUUCGAAAUAA